Messenger RNA from Ictalurus punctatus (channel catfish), 5802 nucleotides. RefSeq names its product SIK family kinase 3 (gene sik3). Gene Ontology annotation, molecular function: ATP binding; tau-protein kinase activity; protein serine/threonine kinase activity. Gene Ontology annotation, biological process: microtubule cytoskeleton organization; protein phosphorylation; intracellular signal transduction. The transcript is spliced from 26 exons. Bases 58 to 3735 code for a protein of 1225 amino acids. NCBI's taxonomy places the organism in Eukaryota, Metazoa, Chordata, Actinopteri, Siluriformes, Ictaluridae. The record is from RefSeq and is a predicted model, not a curated record. Gene Ontology annotation, cellular component: cytoplasm.
ACUCUCCUCCGUAGUCGUUUCCCGCAGAGAGAGAGAGCGCGAGAGAGGCGAAAGAAGAUGGCGGCCGUGCCAAGCGGAGCUGCUGUUGCUGCGUCCGCCGCGGCCGCGAUUUCGCACUCGGCCCGAGCGACCGCGGGCAUGGGCGCCCCGAACCGAGCACCACCCAGCUCAGGUAUCGAGCACCAGAGCCGAGCUGGACAGACCGCGGCGUGUAUGGCUAACCCCGGGCACCCCGCGGUCGGCAGGCCGCCCCCAGCUCGAGUGGGCUACUACGAGCUGGAGCGGACCAUCGGCAAGGGCAAUUUCGCCGUCGUAAAACUCGCCACGCACGUCAUCACCAAAGCCAAGGUGGCGAUUAAAAUCGUGGACAAGACGCAGCUGGAUGACGACAAUCUGAAGAAGAUCUUCAGGGAGGUGCAGAUCAUGAAAAUGCUGCGACACCCGCACAUCAUUCGCCUCUACCAGGUGAUGGAGACAGAGAGGAUGAUUUAUUUAGUAACUGAAUACGCCAGUGGUGGAGAGAUUUUUGAUCACCUGGUGGCUCAUGGGCGCAUGGCGGAGAAAGACGCGCGGCGAAAGUUCAAACAGAUCGUGGCAGCUGUCCACUUCUGUCACUGCAGAAACAUCGUCCACCGAGACCUGAAGGCCGAGAACCUGCUGCUGGACCACAACCUUAACAUCAAAAUCGCAGACUUUGGCUUCAGUAAUCUGUUCUCUCGGGGACAGUUGUUAAAGACAUGGUGUGGAAGUCCUCCAUACGCUGCUCCAGAACUGUUCGAGGGCAAAGAAUAUGACGGGCCCAAAGUGGACAUCUGGAGCUUAGGUGUGGUGUUGUAUGUGCUUGUGUGCGGCGCUCUCCCGUUCGACGGCAGCACCCUGCAGAACCUUCGUGCCCGUGUUCUCAGCGGCAAGUUCCGCAUCCCGUUCUUCAUGUCCACAGACUGCGAGUAUCUAAUCAGGCAUAUGUUAGUAUUGGAGCCGAGCCGCAGGCUCACCAUGGAGCAGAUCUGCAAGAACAAAUGGAUGAGACAGGGAGACCCAGACCCCGACUUCGACAGGUUGAUAGCCGAGUGUGAGCAGGUGAAGACCGAGAGGGAGACAGCGCUGAUUAACGAGCAGGUUCUCAUGGCCAUGUCCGACAUGGGACUGGACCGAGAGCGCACUUUACAGUCACUGCACACAGAUGCGUAUGAUCACUACAGCGCCAUCUACAGUCUGCUUUUGGACAGACUCAAGAGGCACAAAACCCUGCGCGUGGCUCCGCCCGCUACCCCUCGCCCCAUCGGCUACCCCCUCAACGCUGUGCAGGUGCGCUCCAUGGAUCAAGCUAACACCGUUAGCAUGACCGUGCCUCAUGUCCAGCUCAUAAAUCCCGAGAACCAGAUUGUGGAGCCUGACGGAACGAUGGCGUUGGAUAGUGAUGAAGGGGAGGAGCCGAGUCCAGAAGCAAUGGCGCGAUAUCUGUCUAUGAGACGCCACACUGUUGGCGUGCCGGACCCCAGGACUGAGAUGAUGCAGGAGGAGCUGAAGUUACCUCCAGGGUUUGUGCGUGCCCCUCCUCAGGCUCCAUUCCCCCAGCUGCCCCCCACCAUCACACACACACCUACCUUCAUGCCCACCCAGAGCCUGCAACCCACACAGCAGCUCGAGUACAAGGAGCAGUCCCUCCUUCAGCCCCCAACUCUGCAGUUGUUGAAUGGGAUGGGUCCGCUGGGUCGCAGGGCCUCAGACGGAGGCGCAAACAUCCAGCUUCACGCACAGCAGAUGCUCAAGAGGCCACGCGGCCAGUCACCGCUCGUCACCAGCCCUCAUCCGAUUCCAGCCGUCGCUCCCGUGGAUGAGGAGGGGUCAGACGGAGAGCCGGACCCAGAGGCAGUGCAGAGGUACUUGGCGAACAGCUCCAAGCGACACACAACGCACAACGCAGCGAGCUCGAGCUACACCUCCACUGAGCUCUCAAACGACAUUCAGAGAGCACGCACAAGGGGCUGGACCCCCGAGCACUCACGGUCAUCCUAUAAAGACUGUAACACACUGCACUUACCGAUGGAGCGCUUCUCUCCUGUGCGACGCUUCUCAGAUGGAGCGGCGACGAUCCAGGCUUUUAAAGCGCAGCUAGAGAUCAAACAGCUCAAGCAGGAGUGUGAGCAGCUGCAGAAGAUGUAUGCUGCUCCACAGGAUGAGAAACUACUGGAGCACACACAGCAGCAGCACAUCCUCUACCAGCAAGAACAGCAGAUCCUACACCAGCAAAUACAGGCCCUUUCUUUGGGACACGGAGAAAACCAGCCCAGUCAUCUUACCCACCAGCUACAAAGGUUGCGUAUUCAGCCCUCCAGCCCGCCACCUACACAUCCCAGCAACCACCUCUUCAGCCCAGCCAAUCAGAGUCCACCACCAGGAAGCCAAGGGAUGAUUCCGGCGCAUGGUGGGCCCUUCCAGCACACCCCUGACUUGUACCAAUCCUCCGGUGGCAGCCCGCCGCCUUCCGCCCUGCCCUGCAUGACCCUGGCCAGUCAGCCGCCACAGCCUCCCUGCCCCACCCAUGCAGCUGUUGCGUUAGCCCAGCAGCAGCCGGUUACCAUCCAGGUGCAAGAGGUGGAGCUUGGGGGCGGAGCCCAGAGGCAGAGUUUCCUAGCAACGCCGUGUCACAGAGUACUGGGGAAGCAGCUGAGUGCAGACAACGCAGAAACACACAGCCGCAGUCUGGGCCGUUUCCACUGCUCGACGUCGGCAUACGAACACGCCCAGUUCAGCGCCCACGUAGGCACAGGCACCUACAACCCCUACGCCCAGGCGGCAUCCCUCAAAGUUCCCGGCUUGGACGGUUACCCCACUUACGGCAGCCCGUCGGCCCUGCAGCAGGCGCUGCUGUCUCCGACGCCUCUAGAGUACCGCGUGGCGCAACAACAGCAGCAGCAGCAGCACCAACACCACGUCACACCUGUACUGCAGGGCCUGCUCUCACCACGGCACUCACUAACUGGCCAUGCCGACCCACGUCUGACACCACAUGACCUUGCUAACCUGCUCAAACGCUCGCGGCCUGCUGUGCCCGCCAUGCCCACUAAUAACAACAACAAUCCUCCGCCGCCUCCGCCCCCAGAAUACACCGACAAUCUGCUGCUCAAUCAGGUAAUAACCAUGGAUUACAGUGACAAUCUGCUGAUGUUGGAGCCAACCCAGCCCCCGGCCACGCCCCAGGCUCCACCCCCAACACACUACCACCACCACCACCACCUGCUGCAGAUUCGGACUCCACCCUCAGAGUGCCAAGCUCCGCCUCUUGCUCACUCAGAAAGCAUGGAGGAAGACGACAACGAUGUUGCCGCUGCCUACCAUGACAGCCUGCUGGCCAAGGUCGCCACGACGACAGCACAGAGAGUGUUGAUGGAGGCUGACCCUCGUCCUGUUCAGGGAGAUGCGUAUCGGCCUCGGGCUUCGCUGCAGCGCCAUCACACCAUCCAGACUGCCGACGAUGCCUACGAUCAGGCAGAAAUGUCUGGAAUGAGCCUAUUGGCCGGGAAGGCUCUAAGCUCCGCCCGCAUGUCUGACAUACUUAGCCAGACGUCUCUGGCUGGAAGCCAGCAGCUGCACCAGAGGGAGGAGUCAGUGUGUAACGUGGAGGACGAGCUGCACUCGGCCACGUGUUACCCUUCCUCCUGCACCAGCGACAUGCUGCUCACCUACAAACCCCAAGACCUUCAGUACAGCAUGGAGCAGGCUGGCGUCUAACACAUCGGUGUGUGUGCAGUGUGUAUAAAGCUCCAUACCCGUCUCCUGUGUUCAGCUGCGUCAUGCCAAUCCUCCAUCAUCUGUGUAUGCGUGUGUGUAUGCGUGUGUGCGUGCGUGUGUGCGUGCAUGUGCGCACCCUCCAAGAAGAGGCUCGCUCAUCGUCCAGCUCUUCCCACCGAUUGGACGAACUGGGUGACUCAGUCUCCCUCUGACUCCGCCCCCAACCGUCCAUCUGCUCCAUCGGGCCCGCCCCCUUCUGUCUCGUCGACGUCGCCAUAGCGAGGCAUCUGCACACAGUCUUACGUAGACGCAUCUGUAUAAAUAUAAACACACACAUUCUGACACACACAAAGCCACAAACCCAAAGUAUUUCACAAAAAGCCUGUCCUUUUUUGUUUUGUUUUGCUUUGAUUUUUAUUGGAAGCGGGGUAGCGUCAGCGUUUCGUAUCCACCCCCUCCCCCCUCCCCCCCAUCCGCAGCGCUACAAUGGAUCAUUCCGGAGCAGCUCUGAUAGCAGCCUAACGCAGAGCGGUCUACUCUGACACGCUGGCGGGGGUGGACGGGGCCCGGAGACCUUCGGCAUGGCACAGGAUGACCGGCUCUCAUUCGUUUCGUCUCCUCUCUUUCUGUCUUUCUUCCUUUCUUUUUUUAAAUGCAUUUUUAUGCCUAACGUUCAUGUAGGAAUUCUGAUCAUUAUUAUUAAUUAUUAUUAUUAUUAUUGUUAAUGUUUUCUGUAAAAGAAGUUUUAUGGUUAUAAUAUUAUAAUGACAAUUAUUAAUAUUAAAACAGAGGGGGAAAAUAAUCGGUGUUGCAAACAGGAAAAAAAAGAACACACACGAUCCUGCACUUUCAGUUUAAAAGCGAGCUUUAUUUUCUUAACCUCUCCCCUUUUUUUCUUCUUCUUUUCACUCCCUCCCUCCCUCAUUGCAUUCAUUCCACUCCUUUGUCUCCAUCCGUUUUUCCCGGGCCGUGGCUGCGGCGCGGCACAUCACCGUUUCCUCUUCCUGUACAGUGACGCCAUGUAUAGAUCGCCAACAUUUCUGUGUUUCUGUACACGUGUAUGUUUUUAUAUAUUUCUUUAUUUGUUUUUGUCCCCCCCCCCCCGGAGAGAUGCUCGUUUAUCCCACAGGCCGAGGAGCGUGUAAUUAUUUUUAUUUGUAUUUUUUUAUGUUUUAACUUUUUUGCUGCUUUUUAUUGUGUUUUUGUUUUUUGUUUUCUUGCUGCGCCGCACUGUCACAGCCGCCACUUUGUGUGCGUGUUUAAGAGAGAUGCUAGCUCAUACAUAUCACCACACGUUCGCACUCGCAGUCCGGUCCUUCCCUUUGCAUGUCUGUCUCUUUCUCACACACACACACACACACACACACACACACUCACAAACACAUGGGUUGAGGUUUGCCUCCAGAACACCACAGACUCUUGAAUUUAACCCUCGGCGCUUAAUUAUAUUUGUCCAAAGACGCGAUCCGGUAAGUUCAGCGUGUUCCAAAUGUCAUGUAGCUCCAGUGCACUAGGUUUGAAGUGCACACUAUGACAGUUCACCUGUUUCAGCUAGCAGCAUUUCACGUGCACUUAUCGGUCUGAAGUGAACAGGGCUGAGGUGAGAUUUGGGACACGACCAUUGGUUAACAUUCACGCAUUGGUAACGUUAACGAUUAGCUGAGAAUUCAGCACUCGGCUAAUAAAAGGAAGAAGUGCACUAGAUCUGUGAGUGCAGACAACACAGGUCUGAGAAGCGACCAUUCGCAAAUGGACUAAACGUUCGUGUGUGUGUGUGUGUUAGUGUGUAUGUAGUGUUUUGCACCCCAUGCCCCAGGUGCAUGCUGGGUCAUCGUCAAUAAAGGCAGCGUCCUCGUCAUUUCUUUUCUCUCCCAUUCCUUCUCUUCCUCCCAGUCAUUUUAUUUUGUUCAUUUUUUUCCUUGGUUUUAUUAAUUUUUUGUUGUUGUUGUUUCAUUUUUGAGUACAAAAAAAAUACUAAACUGCAACAACAAAUGGUUAAAAAAAGAAUUCCAAACAAACUGAGAGAAUAAUAAAUAUAUAUAAAUAAAGAAAUGAAUAAAAAGCUGA